AUGUUGAGAGCAUUAACCGUUCAAUUUAUCCAACGGCGAGGCUACAGCGAGCCACUGGUGCGUGUCAGGUUCGCUCCAAGUCCUACAGGUGAUCUUCACUUGGGCGGUCUAAGAACAGCCUUGUACAAUUAUUUAUUCUCUCGCCAGCACAAUGGACACUUUCUGCUGCGAAUCGAGGACACUGAUCAGACCAGAUUGCAACCUGGAGCGAUGGAGCGGCUGCGAAACAACUUGAUCUGGGCAGGAAUAAUCCCGGAUGAAGAUCCAGUGAGAGGAGGACCAACAGGUCCUUACAUCCAGUCAAAGCGGCUGGAAAUUUACCAGGAGUACGUCAAAAAAUUGAUAGAAAAUGACUCAGCGUACCCUUGCUUCUGCACCGAGCACAGAUUGGACCUACUGAGACGAGAAGCAGUGAAGGCUCGGCUAGUUCCCAAGUACGACAACCGCUGUCGUCACCUGGAGAAAGAUGUCGUCAAGGAGAAGCUCAGCAAAGGCGUCGAGCACUGUAUCAGGUUUAAGUUGAGCACAGAGCCUCAAGGAUUCAAGGAUCUAGUUUACGGAGACUUUGAGCCCACCCAGCAGGAAGCGGACUUUGUGAUCAUAAAAGCUGACGGGUAUCCUACUUACCAUUUUGCUAACGUGGUCGAUGACCACUUGAUGGAGAUCUCUCAUGUGCUCAGAGGCGUCGAGUGGCUGGUAUCGACCCCCAAGCACCUGGAAAUUUAUCAAGCUUUCGGCUGGACGCCUCCGAAUUUUGCUCACCUGCCGCUCAUUCUCAAUACUGAUGGCUCAAAGCUCUCCAAGAGGCAGGGCGAUAUCAAAGUUGACUUUUAUAGGGAACAGGGAAUCUUUCCGCUGGCUUUGAUUAAUUAUAUCACUCAUGCUGGAGGUGGCUUUGAUAGGGAUUCAUCGAUUUCUUGUUACAGUUAUGAGCAAUUAAUCAAACAGUUUGACAUCAAUAAAAUCAAUACCCAUUCGUCAAAACUCAAUAGAGAUACUUUGAUGGAAUUGAAUAAAUUAGAGAUAGUUAAUUUAUUGAGUGAUAAUAAUAAUACCAAAAUUUUAGUGGAAAAAGUACGAAGAUUAGUCCUUGAAACUUUUCCUGACAGGAAUAAUUUAAAGACUUGUUUAAAGAAAUUUUCCACUACUAAUCAUCUAGAGUUCCCAAAGCUCAUGAAAUUGCUUCGAGGUCAUCUCAGCGGACUUGAGCAAGGCCCAAGCGUAGUUGAAAUGAUGGAAAUUCUAGGAAAAGACAAGACACUUAAUCGCUUAAAUAAGCACUGUGGGUGA
Messenger RNA from Cotesia congregata, 1290 nucleotides. The record is from the annotation of a GenBank genome assembly. Lineage: Eukaryota; Metazoa; Arthropoda; Insecta; Hymenoptera; Braconidae.